UCGCCCGCGGGCUGCCGCCUAUGGGCCUGCUGCGCCUGAUCGGCUUCUGCCUCCCCGAUGCUCCCGGCGUCCCCGUCUCGCCGCCGCCGCCGCCGCUGCUCCCGCCGGGGCGAAGGAGGCUCCUCCUGCUCCUGCUCCUGAUCAUGCUGGCUGUGUGGCUCUGCAUGGUCUAUUCGUGUGCCGCCGCCGGCUCGCCGCCGCCGGGCUCCUCCGCCCCUGCCCGGCGGGCGCACGGCCCGGCGCUCUCCAAGCUGCUCCUGUUGCGGGCGCCCGCCGCCAAGGGCCAGCUGAGCCCGGAGCAGGAGAGCAGCGACGAGGAGGAAGACCCCGAGGACGACGCGCCGGCGCCGGACCCGCCCUGCUCCAUCUCCAGCUUCCUCAACGGCUCCGGCACCAAGCGGCUGCCCCAGGCGCUCAUCGUCGGCGUGAAGAAGGGCGGCACCCGGGCGCUGCUCGAGUUCCUGCGGGUCCACCCGGACGUGCGGGCGGUGGGCGCCGAGCCCCACUUCUUUGACCGCAGUUACGAGCGCGGGCUCACCUGGUACAGAGAUUUGAUGCCAAGAACACUUGAUGGGCAGAUCACCAUGGAGAAAACUCCCAGCUACUUUGUCACCAAGGAAGCACCUGCUCGCAUCGCUGCCAUGUCAAAGGGCACAAAGCUUAUUGUGGUGGUGAGAGACCCAGUUACCAGAGCCAUUUCUGACUACACACAAACUCUGUCCAAGAAGCCUGAUAUCCCCACCUUUGAGAGCCUGACCUUCAAAAACAGGACUACGGGCCUCAUCGAUACCUCCUGGAGUGCCAUCCAGAUUGGCAUUUAUGCCAAGCAUCUGGAAAAUUGGCUCCUAUAUUUCCCCAUUGGUCAGAUUCUCUUUGUCAGUGGGGAAAGGCUAAUCAGUGACCCUGCGGGUGAGUUAGGCCGGGUCCAGGACUUCUUGGGCCUCAAAAGGAUCAUCACAGAUAAACACUUCUACUUCAACAAGACCAAGGGCUUCCCCUGCCUGAAAAAGGCAGAAGGCAGUAGCAAGCCUCAUUGCCUGGGCAAAACGAAAGGGCGGACCCAUCCGAACAUUGACCAGAAGGUGGUCCAGAGGCUACGAGAGUUCUACAGGCCUUUCAACAUGAAGUUCUACCAGAUGACUGGACAGGACUUUGGCUGGGAUUAAUGGUUAAUGUGGAAGACCUUGCCAGAGUUAAUCCAGUCAUUCUGCUUCCUUCUCCCUAUAUGU
Molecule: messenger RNA, 1229 nt
Organism: Gekko japonicus
Lineage: Eukaryota; Metazoa; Chordata; Lepidosauria; Squamata; Gekkonidae
Product: heparan sulfate glucosamine 3-O-sulfotransferase 3B1-like
Exons: 2
Coding region: 21-1166 (381 amino acids)
Molecular function (GO): [heparan sulfate]-glucosamine 3-sulfotransferase activity
Source: RefSeq, a predicted model, not a curated record